AGUGGAAGAACAAACUUUUAAGUUUUAAUGCGGCUAACUAUUUGAACAAAGUCAUUUAACCAAUCAAAUACUAUACCUCUUUAUACAUUAAAUAUAUAUAUAUAUAUAUAUCAUCUUGCAUGCUUUAGGAAUUCUUUCCUCUCCUUGCCAUGCUGUGAACUCUGGUUCUCAACAUCUUCUUUUGGAGUCAGCUUUCGAACGACGCGUUAAUGGCCUUUCCCUGAGAUUCUCCAACGCGCUUCCAUCUCUCCUUCUCUUUCGCUCACGAACCUCUUCAGCUAUUGCUCCGAUGAGAGGCCUCGCAGGCCACGACCGUCGAUGGGCCUCCGACACCAUCCCCACUGGAACCCACUCAACCAACGACUUCGUCGAGGUCACCCUCGAUCUCCACCCCGACGACACCGUCGUUCUCCGUAGCGUUGAACCCGCCGACCGGAACUCCUCCGGCUCAAGCACGCCGUCAAUGGCGAGAAGCCAUUCCAGCCGGAUACGCCAGUUCUCUCAGGAGCUGAAGGCUGAGGCCCGGAGAAUCUCGCAUGAUAUCAUGGCCGAGCUGAAGAAGUUCUCCAGGAGCCAUGGUCACACGCCCGCAGCUUCAGGGUUCGACUCCGCACUGGCCGCGCGCGCGCUGCGGCGGCAGCGCGCGGAGCUGGAUAGAUCGAGAUCGGGCGCGCACAAGGCGUUGCGCGGGCUGAAGUUCAUUAGUGGCAGGACGAAUGGUGUCGAUGGUUGGAAUGAGGUUCAGACUAGCUUCGAUAAGCUCGCCAUUGAUGGCUUUCUCUCUCGCUUGGACUUCGCUCUGUGCAUUGGAAUGAAGGAUUCUAAGGAGUUUGCAUUGGAGUUAUUCGACGCAUUGAGCAGGAGAAGGAGGUUGAAUGCCGAGAAGAUCAGCAAGGACGAGUUAUAUGAGUUCUGGUCACAGAUAACUGAUCAGAGCUUUGAUUCACGCCUCCAAAUCUUCUUCGAUAUGGUGGACAAGGACGCAGAUGGAAGGAUUACAGAGGUUGAAGUGAAAGAGAUAAUAAUGUUAAGUGCUUCCGCAAAUAAGCUGUCUAGACUGAAGGAGCAGGCUGAGGAAUAUUCAGCAUUGAUAAUGGAGGAAUUGGAUCCUGAAAGACUUGGGUACAUUGAGUUAUGGCAACUAGAGACAUUGCUACUCCAAAGGGACACAUACUUAAACUAUAGCCAAGCAUUGAGCCACACUAGCCAAGCAUUGAGCCAGAAUCUGGCAGCAUUGCACAGGGGAGGAUCCAUUCUGAAACUCGGAUCAAAGGUUCACUAUUUUUUGGAAGAAAACUGGAAGCGUUUAUGGGUGUUGAUGCUGUGGGUUGGAGCAAUGGCAGGGCUGUUCUUGUGGAAGUUCAUACAGUAUCGAAACCGGUAUGCUUUCCAGGUGAUGGGUUACUGCCUAACAACUGCAAAGGGCGCUGCAGAAACUCUGAAGCUCAACAUGGCACUCAUACUUCUGCCUGUGUGUCGCAAUACCAUUACUUGGUUGCGAUCCACAAGACUUUCCCGUGUAAUGCCUUUCGAUGAUAACAUCAAUUUUCACAAGACUAUAGCAGGUGCCAUUGUUGUUGGGGUGAUACUACACGCAGGAAAUCACUUAACAUGUGAUUUCACUCGCCUGGAAUCAUCAUCAAAUAGAAUGUAUGAGCCUCUGAAGGAAAGUUUUGGAGACAGCAAGCCAAACUAUGGAACACUAGUUCAAGGUCCAGAAGGUAUCACUGGGAUACUUAUGGUGUUAUGCAUGGUAGUCGCCUUCACUCUUGCCACCAGAUGGUUCAGGCGUAGCCUGGUGAAGUUCCCUAAACCCUUUGACAGGCUCACUGGAUUCAAUGCUUUCUGGUACUCCCAUCAUCUGUUUGUCCUUGUCUAUGUGUUGCUCAUCAUUCAUGGCCAGCUUUUAUAUCUCAUACACCACUGGUACCUUAAAACGACAUGGAUGUAUCUCUCUGUGCCUAUAAUUCUAUAUGCAGGAGAGAGGACUCUGAGAGCUUUCAGGUCUGGCUAUUAUUCUGUCAGGAUCCUGAAGGUGGCUAUAUAUCCAGGCAAUGUGCUCACACUACACAUGUCUAAGCCUCCAGGUUUUCACUACAAGAGUGGGCAGUAUAUGUUUGUUCAAUGCCCUGCCGUUUCACCAUUUGAAUGGCAUCCCUUUUCAAUAACAUCAGCUCCGGGAGAUGAUUAUCUUAGUAUCCAUAUAAGACAGCUUGGAGACUGGACAAGAGAACUUAAGCUAGUAUUCUCAGAAGCCUGUGAACCUCCAAUGCAUGGAAGGAGCGGCCUUCUCAGAGCAGAUGAAACAACCAAAAAAAGCUUGCCAAAGCUAUUGAUAGAUGGCCCAUAUGGUGCGCCUUCUCAAGACUACAAAAAGUAUGAUGUUCUACUACUUGUUGGGCUCGGUAUCGGAGCUACGCCAUUUAUUAGCAUCCUCAAGGAUCUGCUAAACAAUAUUGUAAAAAUGGAAGCACAUUUGGAUGUAGCACCAGACUAUUAUUAUCCAAGCGAUGGGACAAUGCCCUCAAAAACCAAAAAAGCUCUUAAGACCACAAAUGCAUAUUUCUAUUGGGUGACUCGUGAACAAGGUUCCUUUGAUUGGUUCAAAGGUGUCAUGAAUGAGGUCGCUGAGCUUGAUCAAGGGGGCCUAAUCGAGAUGCAUAACUACCUCACAAGUGUCUAUGAGGAAGGGGAUGCUCGUUCGGCACUCAUCACCAUGGUGCAAGCUCUCAGCCAUGCAAAGAAUGGUGUUGAUGUAGUCUCAGGAACCAGAGUCCGCACCCAUUUUGCACGGCCUAAUUGGUACAAGGUUUUCUCCAGAACAGCCACCAGACACCCAUAUGCAAGAAUUGGAGUGUUCUACUGUGGAGCACCAGUAUUGGCUCAAGAACUGAGUGCGCUCUGUUAUGAGUUCAACCAGAAAGGGGGUGCCAAGUUUGAAUUCCACAAGGAACAUUUCUAAAUGCACAUGUUUCCAAAUAGAGCUGCCAUAGCUGUCCCUUGCGUUUGAUUUGUACUUUAUAAAAUAAGCAUAUUUAAUUUAUAUAGGUAAUGUUAGGAUUUAAAACAAGAAUAAGGAUUUCAAAAAAAAAACAAGAAUAAGGUAAUCAAAUUCGACCACGAGUACACGGAAAUCAAUCAAUAAAGCCAAAAAUAAAUAAAAGCAAAGAAAUAUAGACACAAAAAAUUUAACGUUAUUCAGCUUAAAGUCUAUAUCCAUGGGCUGAAGCGAGCGGAGAAAUUUCACAAAAACAAACAAAGGCGAAUUACACAAAUGCAUUCAAAAAUAACCCCACAACUCCAUACUCGAAUA
This is a messenger RNA of Dioscorea cayenensis subsp. rotundata (Guinea yam), 3313 nucleotides long. Its product is annotated as respiratory burst oxidase homolog protein A-like. Gene Ontology annotation, molecular function: NAD(P)H oxidase H2O2-forming activity; peroxidase activity; calcium ion binding. Bases 290 to 2962 code for a protein of 890 amino acids. Gene Ontology annotation, cellular component: plasma membrane. Lineage: Eukaryota; Viridiplantae; Streptophyta; Magnoliopsida; Dioscoreales; Dioscoreaceae. The record is from RefSeq and is a predicted model, not a curated record. The transcript is spliced from 14 exons.